GGAGGUGGUGAGCCAGGGGGAGAGGAGGUGAGACAGGAGGAGAUGAGGGGGACGGGCGGAGGUGAGACAGAAGGAGAGGACGUGAGGUGAGAGUGGGUGGAUUCAGUUUGUCCUUUCUGUCGUCUUUUAAUUCACCUCUGUGGAAAAGGUCAUGAGGUCAAAGGUGUACAGGAGGAUUUAUACGACGUUAAAUAUCGCUGCAGCAAUGAAUUGUGGGUCUGUUCCUCCUUUCCUCUCACAUAGAAAGCGCCAGUGUGUCCCCUGCUAAAGGAGAGAGGAAAGGAAACAUUGAAGCUUCUUUCCUAAGCACUUGAGGGAACACUGACGGGUCAUAUCAAGAUUUAGGAAACUUCCUCAGCAGAACUGACCAUUUGACCUCAGCCUCAGGUUCUGUCCAUAGAUUUAUUAUUAUACUUUAUUAUACUUAAUUAUUAUCCUCUGACGCUCUGCUGCGGGUCGUGACCUCGUGGUUUUGGCGGGAAGGGGACCGGUCCAGGUGUCUGUUGCUAGGGAGACUGAAGCUCUGUCUCACCCUCAUCCACCAAACACACUCGCCAAUAAGAAAAAUACCCGCGCGCGUCACCAGGCAGAUUUACACCUCGACAACCAAUCAGAUGCCUCGGGUCCGGAACGGGCGCAGGACACAGACACAGACCGAGUGACAGCGACGAGUCCCGGGCAACUGCAUCACGGAGACAAGAUGCCGAACAAAACCAAGAAGGACAAGGAAACGAACAAAUCUGCCAAAAGCAGCUUGAAGAUCAACAACAACACGAGCAGCGGGAAAGAUGCUGCUGCGGACAGCUGUGACGAGGCGCAGCAGCAGCAGAGCGGGAGUAAACGUCCCAGUAACAGCACGCCUCCUCCCACUCAGCUCAACAAGAUCAAAUACUCUGGAGGACCUCAGCUGGUAAAGAAGGAGAGACGCCACAGCUCGUCGCGCUUUAGCCUCACCAAGAACAGAGAGCUGCAGAAGCUAACGGCGCUCAAAGAUGCCCCUCCCCCGGAGCGCGAGGAGCUGUUUGUGCAGAAGCUGCGUCAGUGCUGCGUCCUGUUCGACUUCCUCAGCGACCCGCUCAGUGACCUCAAGUACAAAGAGGUGAAGAGGGCGGGGCUCAAUGAGAUGGUCGACUACAUCACACACAACAGUGACGUGGUGACCGAGUCCAUCUACCCUGAGGCCGUCGUCAUGUUUUCAGUGAACUUGUUCCGGACACUUCCUCCGUCGUCGAACCCGACAGGAGCAGAGUUCGAUCCUGAGGAGGACGAACCCACGCUGGAGUCCGCCUGGCCUCACCUGCAGCUCGUGUACGAGUUCUUCCUUCGCUUCCUCGAGUCUCCAGACUUUCAACCAAAUGUUGCCAAAAAAUACAUCGACCAAAAGUUUGUAAUGUCGCUGCUGGAGCUGUUUGACAGUGAGGAUCCCAGAGAGAGAGACUUCCUGAAGACAAUCCUCCACCGGAUCUACGGGAAGUUCCUUGGCCUCCGAGCUUACGUCCGCCGCCAGAUCAACAACAUCUUCUACAGAUUUAUCUACGAGACCGAACAUCACAACGGCAUCGCUGAGCUGCUGGAGAUACUGGGCAGCAUCAUCAACGGUUUCGCGUUGCCUCUGAAAGAAGAACACAAGAUGUUUCUCAUCAGGGUUCUGCUGCCGCUUCAUAAAGUCAAGUCCCUGAGCGUCUACCACCCACAGCUGGCGUACUGUGUGGUCCAGUUCCUGGAGAAGGACAGCAGUCUGACUGAGCCAGUGAUCAUGGGUCUGCUGAAGUUCUGGCCAAAGACUCACAGUCCGAAGGAGGUGAUGUUCCUGAACGAGCUGGAGGAGAUUCUGGACGUGAUCGAGCCCAACGAGUUCGUCAAGGUCCAGGAGCCGCUCUUCAGACAGCUAGCCAAGUGUGUGUCCAGCCCACACUUCCAGGUGGCAGAACGAGCUCUGUACUACUGGAACAAUGAAUACAUCAUGAGUCUGAUCAGUGACAACGCUGCCAAGAUUCUGCCGAUCAUGUUUCCUGCUCUGUACAAGAACUCAAAGAGCCACUGGAACAAGACGAUCCAUGGUCUGAUCUACAACGCUCUGAAACUCUUCAUGGAGAUGAACCAGAAACUGUUUGAUGACUGUACACAACAGUACAAGGCUGAGAAGCAGAGAGAGAAAUACAAAGUGAAGGAGAGAGAAGAGGUUUGGUACAAGAUCGAAGAGCUUGCUCGACAGAACCCACAGAGUAACAAGCUCCACCCCCUCCGGCCUGGACUCCGCCCACACGAUGAGUACAUGUUGUACAGUGACUCUGUAGCUGUUUACUCGAUGGAAACAGAAACUCCAACAGCAGAAGAUAUUCAGCUGUUGAAGAAAACUGUGGAGACUGAAGCUUCACAGGGUGUGAAGGAUCUAAAGAAGGACAAAGUCCUGACGAGGAGAAAGUCUGAGCUGCCGCAGGACGUCUACACCAUCAAGGCUCUGGAGGCUCAUAAGAGAGCUGAGGAGUAUCUGACAGCCAAUCAGGAGGCUCUCUGACUGGGGGGCGGUCCCCUCUGAGCACUCUGGGGUCAGAUCAGGGCAGGGCUGACGCUGCGUUCAAGACCUAUGACCUCUGACCCUGGUGGUUGACAACUAGAAAGAAUCUGUAGAAGCUCCGCCUCUCCCCGUCAUCGCUUAACACACCUGCUGCUGUUACACAUGAACGCAGCACCAGGUCCCUGAGCAUCCUGGUCCCUGAACGCAGCACCAGGUCCCUGAGCGUCCAGGUCCCUGAACGCAGCACCAGGUCCCUGAGCGUCCUGGUCCCUGAACACAGCACCAGGUCCCUGAGCGUCCAGGGCCCAGACGAAAAGUCCAACGGGACUUUUAGUCUGUGGUACUGCUUUUGUUUCCGUCUGAAGGUUCGAGUCUCUGUGGUCUCGCCGCCCUGACGCCUGGUCAACGUCUCGCACGUCACAUGUUUGAUUCUUCAUGUUUAAAACGUGAGCCUAUCAGCUGAACGGUGGUCGUCAUGACGACAGGACUGAACAGGACAGCGUCAGCCCCUGAGCUCGUCAGUCCAGAGAGCUUUCUGAUUGGCCGACAGAGAGUGAGGGAUGAGUCAUCAAACAGCUGACAGGAACAUAGAAGAGAUUCAAAUGUGAAGUACCAGGAUGUUGGUUUUAGACGCUGGAACAUGAAUGAUUCAUGCUGUGAUGAUGUCAGAGCAGCAGCUCGGUCCUGAUUCGUGGCGUCAUGUCUCAGUAAACGAAACAAUCUAUUGAUCAUGUGACAAUCAGCUGAUGUCCUGAGUCUGUCGUCGCCCGUCACCGUGGAAACAUUCAGCAGAACCUAGAACCUGAGCCACACGGGUUCUUCAGGUUCUUCAGAUUUAAGUUCCUCCAGUGGAACACCAGUCCCAGCACUUUAACUCAGUCGCAUGACACCUGAACGCAGCAAUGGUGACCUAAAUGACAGCAAGUCUCCGCCCCCUCCACUGACCUGACCAAUCACCUGUCAGCUUCAGUCCACUCAGCUUCCAUUCUCCUGAUUGGUUUAUUAUAUUUUGACAUAACGAGUUUAGACCAAUGAAAAGUCAGAAACCACCCAUCGGGUAAAAGGUCACUUAGACUCCCCAUGACAGGGACGUUCAGGGGUCAUUUUCAGAUCCACUUCAGCUCUGUCUUUGAACACAUCGUGAACCCUGAUGUGACAGACGGACACUGAAGGCAUCACAGAGGUGAUGAGUCUCAGAUUCCCAUGAUCCUCUGCUGCGUCACUUAUGUUUAACAAACACGCUGAAUCGCACCAAACGUUAAUAAGAAUGCUGCCGUCGUCAUGACAACAGAGCAACUGGGUUCAUGAACGUCGUCGUCAUGACGACAGACCAACUGGGUUCAUGAUGUUUUGUAACAAAGAUUCAAACUUCAGGACGUUAUGAUGUUUGUGACAUGAACGUGUCAUCAAACUGUUUCCAUGGUAACAAGCUGGUCAAGUGACUAUCUGGGGGGGGGGGGGGGGGGGGUAGCCCCCCCCCUCUUUCUCAGUGUGUUCACCAGGGGGCAGAUCACUGUGCUCAUGUUCUACUGCAGCCCCACCUCCUCCAUCUGCCCCCUGGUGGACAAACUGAAACAAACCUCAUGAACUAUUCUCACGAUUUAAAUUUGUGCUAAUUUGUCGAGGACGAAGAAACAUUUCGUGACACAGCCUCACAUCGGAACACAUGUGACCUUUAUGAGAACAUGACAAGUAUGAUUUUGUACAAAUGUUCAUGUACAGAAGAAAAUAAAAUAAUCAAGUGAA
Messenger RNA from Scophthalmus maximus (turbot), 4264 nucleotides. It is a transcript of the gene ppp2r5d, whose product is annotated as protein phosphatase 2, regulatory subunit B', delta. NCBI's taxonomy places the organism in Eukaryota, Metazoa, Chordata, Actinopteri, Pleuronectiformes, Scophthalmidae. Gene Ontology annotation, molecular function: protein phosphatase activator activity. The transcript has 17 exons. Gene Ontology annotation, biological process: signal transduction; protein dephosphorylation. The record is from RefSeq and is a predicted model, not a curated record. Bases 701 to 2518 code for a protein of 605 amino acids. Gene Ontology annotation, cellular component: nucleus; cytosol; protein phosphatase type 2A complex.